AUGCCAACCGCUGAAAUCCCGCGGCCGCGCCAGACUUUCCAAGAUGUGAACAUGGAAAAGGAGCCGCGCAGUCUGAUUACACCUGGGAUGUCCAAGGUUGUACCAGGGGGUCCCAUGUGCCUGGGGCUGGUUGAACAGGAGGCCGAAGAGGAAGCCUAUGAGAAGGGCUCCAUGGAGGACGAGCAAGUUGAGGAGCCUGAAGGUUCGGAUCCGAUCGUGUCUGGAGAGCCGGAAGCUGCGGAGCCAGAAGCUGCGGAAGAGGCCGCAGAGGAGGCAGACGCAACGAUGGAAGAGGAGGAGGAAGAGGAUGCGGCCGAAGAUGCGGUCGAAGAGGCCGAGGAAGGUAUGGAAGAUGCUGAAGCCCCUGAGACUGCCGAGACUGGAGAUGCUGCGGCAGAGGAAGCUCCACAGGAGGAGAGGGACGAGCCUUCACAGGAUGCGGCUGAUGCUGAAGCUGCGAACGAUGCCGAUGCUGCCACUGAAGCCCAAGAAGGUGUGGAAGCUGCAGCUUCUGCGGGCCUUGGCGAGCCGGCGGAUCCUGUGAAUGAGGUAGAAACAGCAGAGAGAGAUGCCGUGGAAACUGAUGCAGCAGAACAGGGCGACGUUGAUGCAGAAGAGGCAGAUGAACCCGUUGAGGAAGAAACUGAUGAAGAUGACAAGGCAGCUCCCACAGAAGAAGCGCAGGAAGGUGCGGAGGAAACCCCUGCAGAUGUUCACGGUGAUGCUGCUGAGAAAGCGGCAGACGUUGCAGAAGUGCCGGCUGCGGAUGCUGAGCACGAAGAAACAGCAGAGGGAGAUGCCGUGGAAGCUGAUGCAGCAGAACAGGGCGACGCUGAUGCAGAAGAGGCAGAUGAACCCGUUGAGGAAGAAACUGAUGAAGAUGACAAGGCAGCUCCCACAGAAGAAGCGCAGGAAGGUGCGGAGGAAACCCCUGCAGAUGUUCACGGUGAUGCUGCUGAGAAAGCGGCAGACUUUGCAGAAGUGCCGGCUGCGGAUGCUGAGGACCGAGCAGAUGCCGUGGAAGCAGAUGCUGUGGAAGCAGAUGCCGCGGAAGCUGAUGCAGCCCAAGAGGCUGACGCCAUGGCGGAAGAGGCAGAGGAGCCUGUUGAGGAGGAGGCCGCUGAAGAUGUCAAGGCAGCUGCCACCGAAGAAGUCCAAGAAGGCGUGGAGGCAGAAGCCCCUGCAGAAUCUGCAGAUGUCGACGGGGAUGCCGCUGAAAAAGCGGAAGACAUGGCAGAAGUGCCAGCAGCGGACGCCGAGGACGAAGCAGAUGCCGUGGAAGCAGAUGCUGUGGAAGCAGAUGCUGUGGAAGCAGAUGCUGCGGAAGCUGAUGCAGCCCAAGAGACUGACGCCAUGGCGGAAGAGGCAGAGGAGCCUGUUGAGGAGGAGGCCGCUGAAGAUGUCAAGGCAGCUGCCACCGAAGAAGUCCAAGAAGGCGUGGAGGCAGAAGCCCCUGCAGAAUCUGCAGAUGUCGACGGGGAUGCCGCUGAAAAAGCGGAAGACAUGGCAGAAGUGCCAGCAGCGGACGCCGAGGACGAAGCAGAUGCUGUGGAAGCAGAUGCCGCGGAAGCUGAUGCAGCCCAAGAGGCUGACGCCAUGGCGGAAGAGGCAGAGGAGCCUGUUGAGGAGGAGGCCGCUGAAGAUGUCAAGGCAGCUGCCACCGAAGAAGUCCAAGAAGGCGUGGAGGCAGAAGCCCCUGCAGAAUCUGCAGAUGUCGACGGGGAUGCCGCUGAAAAAGCGGAAGACAUGGCAGAAGUGCCAGCAGCGGACGCCGAGGACGAAGCAGAUGCCGUGGAAGCAGAUGCUGUGGAAGCAGAUGCUGUGGAAGCAGAUGCUGCGGAAGCUGAUGCAGCCCAAGAGACUGACGCCAUGGCGGAAGAGGCAGAGGAGCCUGUUGAGGAGGAGGCCGCUGAAGAUGUCAAGGCAGCUGCCACCGAAGAAGUCCAAGAAGGCGUGGAGGCAGAAGCCCCUGCAGAAUCUGCAGAUGUCGACCGGGAUGCCGCCGAGAAAGCGGCAGACAUGGCAGAAGUGCCAGCAGCUGGCGCUGAGGCAGAUGCCGAGGGAGCUGCGGAGGAAACACAGAUUGACGAAGCCGCUGAAGUAGCUGAAGAGACUGCAGAAGGCGAAUCGGCCGAAGCCCCUGGUGCAGAACCAUCAGCAGAGCUGCCAGCCGCAGAUGCAGCACCGGAUGCCAUGCAAGCUGAAGCGUCCAAGGGAGGCACUGCAGUUGAGGAUGUAGCAGAGCCUGAGGAGACUGUGGCUGAUGCCACAGAAGUGGCUUCAGGUUUGCCCCAAUCCGUGGCCGAUGGCGCUGCUGAUGCCAUGAUUGCAGAGGCACCAGUUGAGAAGGAUGUCGCAGCGGACGAGGCCAGCGCAUCCUUGGACGCCGGCGAGGCGGCCCCACAAGAGGGCGAUGGCAAGAAAUCUGGACUCGGUUGGCUUUAUGCCUCCACGGUGGCAGUGGGUCAAACCCUGCGCUCGCCCAUGCGCGGUGCGCGCACCCUUGCGGAGCGGCUGCGUGCGCGAAAUCCAGGAGAGAAGGAUGACGAAGCCACUGCAGCUGUGGCAGGUACCGCCUUGGCGCCUGGCAGCGGCGCUGCCCCAGAGCUGGAACGUGCGCGGCAGCGCGCGCGCCGCGCCGCGCAGAGGCCAAGGAAGAGCCAGUUGGACCAGUUCCCAGCCCGGGAUGAUGCUGAGGAGGCUGAGGAGGAAGAGGAGGAGGAUGACGCCGUGCAAGAGCCCGAGACGGCAUCCGAGCCAGUCGCUGCCGUCGCGGAAGUCGCAGAGGCCCCUGGUGACGUCAAGGCGGCCGCUUCCCUGCCGACCUCAGUUUUGCCCACCGAAGAGGUGACCCGCCCAGCCAAGCGAGCGAAGACCUCCCCAAAGACCUCCCCAAAGACUUCCCCGAAGGCCCAGGUCACAGAGUCGCCCAAGGGAUCCAAGCAGGCUGACACUCCGACAAAGGCUGCUGUGCACCUGAGGGUCUCAAGGAAGAACAAGAAGGACACAGAGGAGGAGGUGCCCUCCACCUCAACAGCCCCACCAGCCAAGAAGCCCAGAGGCAGCAGCGCAGUGGACGUGCACCUGGAGAAUCUCAGCAAACUGAAAACAGAGGAAGAGAAGGACCAGUACCUGGGUGGCAUCACCUACGCCAUGCGCAUGAAGGUGGCCGCGGCCCUCUCCGCCGACGGCGUCACGGGCGCUGACGCCGAGGCCGCGGCAGCGGAGGUCAUGGCAGAGGCGGAGGCGGAGGAAGCAGCGGAGCCGGUGGCCAAGAAGGGCAAGAAGAGCCUCGAUGCCGAGCCCAAGGCCGCCGGUAAGCGCAAAGCCGCCGCGCCGCCGGCGGCCACGGAGCCGGAGGCCAAGAAGGCGAAGAAACCCACGGCGGCGGAGAACCACGUGAAGGAGCUCAUGAAGCUGCGCACAGAGAAGCAGAGGGAGAAGUACUUGAGCAACUUGACGCUGAACAUGCAGACCAAGGUGGCCGAACUCAUGUCCGCGGCCGAGGAGACCAAGGACGCCAGCGCACCGGCGGAGAGUGCGGCCGAGAAGGCGGAGAGUGCUCCGGAGGUCGAUGAGUGCCAGAGACACGUGGAGGAGGUGAAGAAGCUCAAGACUGAGAAGCAAAAGGAGAAGUACUUGAGCAAAUUGUCCAGCCCAAUGCGCCAGCGCGUGGAACAUGCGGUGGCGCUUCCAUCACCUUCAAGGUUGGGGCCUCCCACACUCCUGGAAGUUGCCGAGCAGGUUGCAGCUGCCCGCCAUGAGAAGGCUGCAUCAGAUGCGGCCAGCAGCUCCAAGGGCCCCGCGAAGGCGGCACCGAAGGCAAAGGCUAAGGCCGAAGCCAAGGCGAAGGCGGAGGCCAGGGGGUCGCCGAAGAAGAAGACUGCCGUCAUGAAGCACUUGGAGGAGUUGGAAAAGCUGAAGACCUCCAAGAAGAAGGAGGCAUAUCUCAACCAGCUCCCUGCCGCCAUGCGAGUCAAGAUGGCUGAGGCCAUGUCAUUGGCUGGCGGCGGCUGCUGA
Messenger RNA from Cladocopium goreaui, 4020 nucleotides. The record is from the annotation of a GenBank genome assembly. NCBI's taxonomy places the organism in Eukaryota, Dinophyceae, Suessiales, Symbiodiniaceae.